Anopheles gambiae (African malaria mosquito) is the source of this 2006-nucleotide messenger RNA. RefSeq names its product serpin B8. Lineage: Eukaryota; Metazoa; Arthropoda; Insecta; Diptera; Culicidae. The coding region runs from base 370 to 1896 and encodes 508 amino acids. The record is from RefSeq and is a predicted model, not a curated record. The transcript is spliced from 4 exons. Gene Ontology annotation, molecular function: serine-type endopeptidase inhibitor activity.
GAGAUCACCGAGAGAUGCCAUAUGAACGACUCAUCUCAAUCGAACUACGAUGAUCGCCACCGCCUCCAACAUCUCUCUCCCAUUUUUGCCCCGUGCUGGUGUGUUUGUGUGUACAUGUUCGAAGGUUUCCCCCGGUGGAAGAACAAAACAACUGCGUGAGAGCAUGCUCAUCCGACCAGUUAUCAGAGCCCUGCAUCAGAGCUGCGCAAACCAGAAUCGAGCAGCCAGCAGUCUCACGAUCGUCGCCCUACUACGAGGUCGUGAUUGUGCACUGUGAAGCUAAGCUGAGCUUCUUCCCUAGACCCGUAGCAGAGUUUGUGGCUGUGCAUUUCGCCCGCAUUUCGUCAGUCAGUGUUCUUUGAGUUCAAAAUGAUUUGGAUACUUCUAGUAGUGGCUCUUGCCACGCACGGCUCCUGUCAACGAUUUAAAGGCUCUACUUUCACAACAAAGGAUGAUUACUGCUUUUUGAAUGGAAUCCGCCAGUCAGAGUGUGAUUAUCAAUUUGCGACCUUCCUAGACGCUAAUCCACACUUCGUAAAAUGCAUCGCCAGCCUUCCCAUCUACUCCGAUCGGUGCGCCACGAUCAACUCCGCGUUGCAGCCGAGCAAAGAGCCAGCACCAUGCAACGGUAAUCGCUGUACCUAUGAUACGCGGUUGUCCGGAGCCGGUUCGGUGGCGAGCACAUCGAUGGAUAGACAACCGGCAGGCGAUGCGGGUCUGGAAGUGCCCAAGCCGUCGGUUCGAUACGACAAAAAAGUGAUGGACUUUGCGGUCAAACUUUUCCAAAAAGCAUUCCCCAGCGACGAUACAAGCAAUUACAUCAUCAGUCCGAUCAUGGUACAGUCGCUGCUCUCUUAUCUGUUUGAUGGCGCUUCCAAUGCAACGCGCCUGGAGAUGGAAUCCGUGCUGCAGCUUAACAUGAACGAUCUGCACGACAUUGAGCGCGCACUGACACCGCAGGCGGACCAGGAACCUAUCACCAAGAACAAACUGGAUUCGGCUUCACAGAUAUUCAAAUCGACCACGUUCGAGCUUCUGCCAGCAUUCCGCGACUCGCUCAAGAGCAACCAUGUGCCACUGAGCGAGAUGGACUUCUCCAAUCCAAGACUUGCUUCCGAAACCAUCAACAACUGGGCGCGUGAAAAGACCCGGCAGCGUAUUCAAGAGGUCGUCGAUGAAAAAUCGAUCGAUCCCCAGACCAAGCUGUUCUUGAUGAAUGCCCUCUACUUCAACGGUACGUGGUUGAACAAGUUCCCCAAAACGGAGCGAGGAGCUUUCUAUGUCAGUGGACAACCACCCGUACGGUCGUCCGUGAAUAUGAUGUUCCUGACGAAGGAGCUCCGUAACGGCAACACCCGAACUGACGAUUCGGCGCACGGUAUGACCUGGAUCGAGCUACCGUACGAUGGGGAUCGGAUGUCGAUGAUCCUUUUCCUGCCCAACGAACAGUUCCAACUCGAUCGAGAGCUGCGUCGGUUUACCGCACAAGACCUGCUCACCAUCCUGACGGAGAUCGAACAGGAUGAACCGAGCAAGGUGAAGCUUCAGCUGCCAGAGUUCAAAGCGGAAACUACGGUUUCGCUCGUGGAACCGCUUAAGAAGUUGGGCGUUGCUAGCAUUUUUGGAGACAAUAAACCAUUCGAUCAACUUUCGAACGACAAUGUGAAGGUAUCGGACGUAAAACAAAAAUCCUUCCUGACGGUCAACCCGCAUGGUACGGUUGCCGCAAGCGUUACCACAGCAACGGUCAUUCCACUUAGCAUUACGCACACGUUGGACUUCAAAGCUGAUCAACCGUUUGCACUGAUCAUUAUGGACAAAAAAAACAAGCUGCCAUUAUUUUUCGCCAAGAUUAGCAAACCGUCGAAGCCGAAAGAUCCAUUCAGACGAGGAUAAACCGUUUUAAUGAGGAAAACAAUAUUAUUGACUCUCGUAGAAAUGUCAUAAUUUUACAAUAUCACUUGGUACAUCUCAUGCGUCCAAUAAAUCUUCAACAUGUAAAAGUA